Camellia sinensis is the source of this 2752-nucleotide messenger RNA. The record is from RefSeq and is a predicted model, not a curated record. NCBI's taxonomy places the organism in Eukaryota, Viridiplantae, Streptophyta, Magnoliopsida, Ericales, Theaceae.
AAAUUGAAAUGACCCACCCUCAACUAUCUCUUAAUCUUUCUUCUUCUCCUUCUUCAUCUUGUUGUUCUUGAUCAAGAACAUUCAUGGCAGAAACAAUUAUUCUCAACAUAGCAAGUAAAGUUCUGGGGAGCUUAGGCUCACUUGCUAUCAAUGAAGUUGGAUUGGGAUGGGGUCUUGAUGAGGAGCUCAAAACACUGGAGGGCACCUUGUCCACCAUCAAAGAGGCUCUUUCAUAUGCUGAGGAGAAGCAGGGGAAAAACCAUGUGGUGAAAAUAUGGUAUGAGAGACUCCAAGCUACUUUCUAUGAAGCAGAUAACCUGCUUGACGAAUUCCAAUACGAAGCUUUGCGACGUCAAGUACAGUCAAUGAAAUCAAAUCAUCAUCAUCAUCAUCAUAGCAGGAGCAGGAGCAGCAUUCGAAUACAGAAGCUGGUAGGUAAAUUCUUUUCAUGUUGUUCACACUCGAAUGAUUUCCGAUUCAAAUUUGAAAUGGGUAAUAGAAUUGGAAAGAUCAAAAAGAGAUUAGACAUGAUUGGGGAAGAUAGAAAUAGAUUUUAUCCCAUCGGCACAACAACAGAAAGUAAACAGACUCAUCAUAAUAGCGCAGGCAGCACAUCAGUCUCCUCCGACGUAAAUGAGUCGGAAUUUUUUGGAAGGGCAAAUGAUAGACUAAGGAUAUUACUACUAUUAAUGACCCCACAUGCUGAUUAUGAUUACAUAUCUGUCAUCCCCAUUGUUGGCAUUGCAGGGGUUGGCAAGACCGCUUUCGUUAAAAUCAUGUACAAUGAUGAAAGGGUAGUCGAGCAUUUUGGGAUGAGGAUUUGGGUGAAAGUAGCACAAGAUUUUAAUGUUAAACGCGUGGUGCAAAAAAUUAUUCAAUGCAUCACUGAUUCUCCUUCUGUUGACUUCAGUCCAAAACAGACCAAGGCAAUCCUUGCAGAAAAAUUACAGGGUAGGAGAUUUCUACUCGUCUUGGAUGAUGUUUGUAAUUGUGAUAACCGAGAUUGGGUAAAGUUGUUAAAUUUUUUAAGACAUGGUAACAAAGGAAGUAAGAUAAUAGUGACUACACGUUACAAGUCAGUCGCUUCAACCGUGGGCACAGUCCCCAUGCACAAUUUAACGGGUCUUCCUGACGAUGAUUGCCGUAAAUUGCUGUGGAGUUGGGCAUUUCGUAAAAACGAUGGGGAACAACAUCGAAACUUCUCAGAAAUUGGGAAGGAAAUUUUGGAAAAGUGCCAUGGAUAUCCUCGUGCAAUAAAGACUUUAGGCAACUUACUGUUUAUGAAGAACGAUGAAAAUGAAUGGUUGUAUUUAAAAGGCAAAGAACUAUGGGAAUUGGAGCAGAACAACAAACACGACAUUUUGCCCAUGUUACGAUUGAAGUACAACCCGUUACCUACUGACUUGAAACGUUGUUUCGUAUAUUGUUCGAUUUUUCCAAAAAACUAUGAAAUCGAAAUUGAUAAAUUGAUUCAGUUGUGGAUGGCGCAGGGGCUCAUUCAAUCAUCUGGUUUAAAUCAUAAAUUGGAAGAUAUUGGAGCUGAUUAUUUGAAUCAAUUAUGUUCCAUAUUUUUCUUUGAAAAGAUUGAACAACAUGGCAAUUUAUCAAACACGUGUAGAAUGCCUGAGAUCAUUCAUGAUCUUGCAGUAUAUAUGGCGAAUGAAGAGUCCAUAAGUACAAAUUAUCGUUUUGGACGAAUUUCUAAGUCGGUUAGCCAUGUACCAUUUCAUGAUUCCGAUUGUUCAGGGGAAAAAGAGCUCACAAAGUCAUUGUUUGAACUAGAGAAAAUGCGGACUGUUCUCUUUCCAUUUCAUGCAGUGGGAGCCAGUGACGAAGGCUUUGUUGAUGAAUUCAUCUCAAGGUUCAAGUAUCUGCGCGUGUUUGAUUUGAGUAACUCAUCUUUUCGAAAGUUGUCUCAUUCUAUUGGGAAUUUGAAGCAUUUGAGAUUUUUAGACUUCAGUGGGAAUGCAAAUAUUGAGACUCUCCCUAAUGCCAUUUGCAAACUGUACAAUUUGCAAACUUUGAGAAUCGAGUACUGUGUGAAAAUUCGAGAGUUGCCUAAGAACAUAGGAAACUUGAUCAGUCUCAGGAAUUUGAACUUAACCACACAACAGAGUUGUUUGCCAGAUAGACAGAUUCGACGCUUGACCUCCCUUCAAUCCUUUCGAAUUAUAGGAUGUGGAAACCUAACAUCUUUGCCUGAAGGGAUGCAACAUCUCACUGCGCUCACAACAGUGACCAUCGCAGCGUGUCCCAAAUUGGCCUCUCUACCAAGUACCAUGAAGAACCUAGCCAACUUGAGGAAUCUUGAGAUUAGUAAUUGUCCGAAUCUUAACCUGGCAGGGUGGGAGGAGUUUAGAGGCCUUAGGAUGCUUCAAUAAAUUGAAGGCUACAAGAUUAUAUGAGUUUGUGGCUGUCCCAAUGCAUGUACUGGAAAUUUCAUAUCAGUAAGAGAACCAACCGAUGAAGCAUGAAGUGACAGGUGUUCUAUGGAAAACCAACCGAUGAAUGGAUUGUAUCUGAAAGGGAGGAGGAAGGAGUUGUUAUCUCCAUCAGAAGCACUUGACCUUAGCUGCCUCCAGGAUUCUUCUAUUAAUGUUGUUUUGUUGGGUGUGAACUUAGCUGCAUUUAGGAUUCUGCUACUAAUGUUGUUUUGUUGGGUAUGUUGUCUAUGUAGUGUUCUUGUGAAAUACUUUUCUAAACAUUGUGUUUCUCAUUAUUGUUGUUAUAGAACUACUGCUUUUUAGUAAAA